CGAUUCUCGAAUCUGUUCUUCAUUCUCUUUCGUAUUACGUUUCUGCUGCAACCCAGUAUGCCCGUGCGAGUCGCAGUCAUCGGGGGCGGGGUUGUCGGCCUCAUGGCUCUGAAGAACUUCCGCGAAGACGGUUUCGAUGCAACGCUGUACGAGGGCCGAGCGUGGGUGGGAGGACUGUGGAAGUACUCCGACGACGAAUGGCUUUCGACGGCGGAAAACACGAAAUUCAACAGCAGCAAGUUCCGCACCGCCAUCCCGGACUUUCCCUUCUCCAAGCACGUCGACGAUUUCCCCACCGCGUCGCAGCUGUACGAAUAUCUCAAUGCCUACUGUCAGCACUUUGAUCUGUGGCCGCAUGUCAAGCUCAGCAGUCGAGUGACGUCGGUCAAGCGAUCUGGGGAACGGUGGGCGCUGGAAGUGACUCCCAACGAUGCGCCAUCCUAUACCGCUCAUUACGAUAAAGUUGCGUUUGCGUGUGGAUCGUUCACCUCACCCCGACAGCCUACUCUCGAUGGCAUUGACCAGUUCAAAGGUCGCGCGUUGCACGCAGUCAACUUUCACAACCCGUCACAAUUCGAAGGACAGAAUGUGUUGGUGGUAGGAGCACAUGCGUCUGCUCAAGACGUGGUAGCACAGCUGUCGGAACAUGCAUCCCACGUAUACCUGUCGCAUCGGUCGGGUGUUCUUUUGCUCUCGCGUUACUCCUCAGAUGGCUCCGUAUACGAUCGAAUGCCCCCGCUCAACUUUACGAUCUUUACUUUGUAUUUGCAGACCUGGUUCCCAAACCUUUUCACUUGGAUGAUGGAUAGUCUGAUCGGGAUGAUGGCGAAGAAGAGUUUUCCGACUCAGCCUGCUUCCCUUGGCUCCCUCUUGACGACCAAGGCCCCCUCAAUCGCGGUAGCGGCACCACUCAUCGCCUCCGAGCUCUAUCCGCAUUUUGAGUCUGGCUUCUGCGAAGGCGUCCCUGGGAUUCGCAAAAUCUCCGGGCCGAGAAGCAUCGAGUUGACAUCCGACCGUACGUUGGACAAUGUGGACGCGAUCGUUUAUUGCACGGGAUACCACAUGACAAUACCCGUGGAAAUGGAAUCGUCACUCAACCCUUACGCAUAUCCAGGAUCGUCUGCCAAUCUCUAUCGGCAGAUUUUCCCCCUCCAUCCCGACCCAGACAUCCGCAAUUCCCUGGCUUUUCUAGGCCAAGCUGCCGUUCCCCUCCCCGGCUUUGCACAGCACGAGAUGGUCAGCAUGUGCAUCUCUCAAGUCUGGCGUGGCAAAUCCCGCUUGCCUCCGCUUGCAGAGAUGCAGAGGUGGCACCGCAACAUCCAGGCUUGGAGAGCGGAUCAAACGAAACGAUACCAGGCCCAGAGUACCUUUUACCCCGUCUUCGUUCCCAUGGCAGACCAUCUCGCGUGGAUGGACUCCUGCGCGGGCCUGGGCAUGCGUCGACACUUUGGGCUGUUGUCGCGGUGGACGAAUUGGGAGGCGUGGAAGUUCUGGUGGAACGAUCGGGAGCUCUACAACCUAUGCCUGACGGGCUUGUCGUCGCCGGCGAUCUUUCGGCUCUUCGACGAAGGCAAGCGGAAGGCUUGGGCUGGCGCACGAAAGCAGAUCCUGCUAGAUAAUGAAAGCGUGAAGCUUCAGCAGCAGGAGCGACAGAAGCAGUUGCAGGCGAAAAAGGAAAUAUAGUGUUGGAGGUCAAAUGAGAGAAUGAAAUGGACA
Messenger RNA from Neohortaea acidophila, 1716 nucleotides. RefSeq names its product flavin-containing monooxygenase-like protein. The coding region runs from base 58 to 1683 and encodes 541 amino acids. The record is from RefSeq and is a predicted model, not a curated record. Lineage: Eukaryota; Fungi; Ascomycota; Dothideomycetes; Mycosphaerellales; Teratosphaeriaceae. The transcript has 2 exons. Gene Ontology annotation, molecular function: flavin adenine dinucleotide binding; N,N-dimethylaniline monooxygenase activity; NADP binding.